CAUUUUCGUGUUCUUUACUGUCGAAAGCAAAUCAAUGAAACUUACUUUCAAAAAGUGGAUGACAAAGCUUGUUAUUCGAGCACUAAGCCAAACGUAACAUUGUUUCAACAAUGUAAUGAAGUGAUGUGCCCACCUGAAUGGAGACCUCUCCCUUGGUCUGAGGUAACAUUUUAAACCACAAAACCAUUGCUUUAUAAUAAUGGUCUUUUAAAGCUUUAUUUCAAGUGUAUAUGACAGGAUAUUUUUUUUGUCGUUUUUAAUUUCUAAAUAUGUGUAAAAUAUGUGUCCAAAAUCAAAACUUAACAAAUUUUAUGCAUAACCUUUUUUCGUCUUCAAAACACGCAAAUUUCCCUUCAAAAGUCUCCGCCCUAUCGCGCGCUAACUUGACAAGUAUGACGUAGAGUGAUUUGCAAGAGGGUAGAAUAAUAAACAAGAUGACGGCUACUACAAAGGAUUGUCUUUGUCGACAAUUCCCCAGUCAUUUUCAGAAUCUUUAUUUGCUUCGCUAUACCUUUCGUUAAUACAACCAGCAAUGACUAGAAUCGGAGGUGGAGGCUGAGCAAAUCAACUGACGUCACAUAGCGUCAUCAGUCUUUCUUUGAUCCUUUACUCGUUUCCAGUCUCUGGGAUGUUUCUCAAUGAGAAAAAACAGCUUUUUGGAAGGCCAAAAUUCAAGAAAUGUUUUGGAGACAAGUUUUCAAAAUUUAAAAUUGUUGAUUAAACUUAUCUAAGGACCAAAAUCAGUUUUUAAAAAAAGUUCAUGUCACAAACAUAGCGAAUGUCCUUCCACAGGAGCCCUGUUACAUUUCACCAUGACAUUUCUAUCAUUGGUUAUACUGGUUCCCCGUCCUUUGUAAAAGUGGGGUGUGGUGCUUCCAAGUUUUCAUAUUUUUAUUGAUCGAUAUGUGUUGUAAGCAAAAGGAAAUGAAGCAUGUUUAUGUCCAGUGGUGGUACUUUUUGUAUGGUUUGCAUCUUUUAAAAUAUCAAAGUCUACUUCUCAGCUAGGUCAGUUUGGCAGUCUGUCUUAUAACACAUCAAUAACAAUCACCCAGAAGCACAGAAUUUCCCAUUUUCUAUCAUACCUGACUUUAUUUCGCUUUUAGUGUUCAGCGACGUGCGGCGGUGGUGUAAUGACGCGAAAGUUAGAAUGCAUCAGGAUGAACGAAGUGGGGCACGUUAUAAGAGCUGGGCACUCAUUUUGUCGAUAUGCUGCCAAACCUCUUACAGCAACCGUCUGCAACGAAGACAAGCACUGUGAUCGUAAGUGGAGCCCAAAUACACACUAUUAACCUUUUUUACGGCAGCUAUUUUAAUCGUCGGCACGGAGCAUUUUUAUUCCAGCAAGGGGAAUCCAAGACAGUCUUGGAUUCUGGAUUCCACGCCGUGGAUUCUGGAUUCAAGGUACUGGUUUCUGGAUUCUCUGUCAGUGGAUCUUGGAUUCCGGAUUUCAAUCAUUCCUGAUUUUUUUAACUGUAUUCCGGAUUCCCUCACGUGAGGCGUUAUGAGGGCAUAGAAAAGAACCUUUUGUCAAGUGCCAAAGAACGCAAGCCAUCGCGUACGCAAACGAAAGAAAAAAAUUGUCCUCUUGCUUGCGAUCAUAGUAAGGUCUACUUUACUUUUCUCACAGUUUUCUCAAAGAAUUCUUUCAGCGUUUUACUCUACCAUAUAGUAAAGUUAGAUUUUUCUUGAUCUUAUUAAUUUUGAUUUUCUUCUGUUUUUAUAUUGCAACUGAACGAUUCUUUGUUAUAAUUAUAGUUUUGUGUUUGAAACUAAUGUCGCCUAAUUUAGUCUCCGUCCCAUAAACAACACAGACAAACCAAGGUCUGACUGAUCUUUUCUUACUCAGCUCCACCUGAAGUUCAAGUGGCAUGUUUUAUCGGUGCUGAUAAUAUCAAAGAAGUACUUGGAGAUUUUACUAAACAGAUCAACUGGGACGACACAAAUGAAGUGGUAAAAAAAUGUGCUAAGCUGGCUCACAAUAAAGGUUACACGCUUUUUGCGCUGGGCAGCAAUGGCCUGUGUUUAUCAGAGGCCAACAUGAAACAGAAAUACCAUGUAAGUGGUUCUGAAGGAGCGAAGUGCAAAGACGGGAUUGGAAUGUGGAACAGCAUGUUCGUCUAUUCCUUAGGUAAAGUG
Molecule: messenger RNA, 2136 nt
Organism: Porites evermanni
Lineage: Eukaryota; Metazoa; Cnidaria; Anthozoa; Scleractinia; Poritidae
Source: the annotation of a GenBank genome assembly